AUGGGCUUGAUCCAAGGCCUGGUGGCCGGCCUCUCAUCGGUCGCUGACUCCCCUAUUGCCUUGUGUGCUGCCUUGACGGCCACCUUGAUUGUCUACUCCGUCGGAUUGGGAAUCUAUCGACUCACUUUCCAUCCUUUGGCCAAAUUUCCUGGUCCCAAGCUGGCUGCUUUGACAUACUGGUAUGAAACCUACUAUGAGGUUUUCAAGUCGCCCGGGGGGCAGUUCUUGUUCCAGUACCACAAACUGCAUGACAAGUAUGGACCCAUCAUUCGCAUCAGCCCGAAUGAGAUUCACAUCAGGGACUCGUCGUUCUUCGAGGAGAUGUUCUCCAAUUCCCUGCCAUGGAAUAAGCCAGAACAUCUCCAGUAUCGCUUCGACAAUGCCAAGGGUACCUUUUCGACCACAAAGCAUGAGGCUCAUAAGCCCAGACGUGCUGCGCUCAACCCGUUCUUCUCCAAGAGGGCCAUUACCAAUGCUACCCCUAUGAUGCAGGACAAGCUGUACAAGCUCUGCGACCGGCUUCGCCGCGAAUACCAAGGCACUGGGAAGGUUCUGCGUCUCGACUGGAUGUGGGGUUGUAUUGCGUCUGAUAUCAUUGUUCAUUACUGCUUCAACGACGGUUAUGGCUUCAUCAAUGCACCGGACUUUCGAUCUGUCUUCAUCCAGGCCAUGUUUGAUCUACUCGACAUGGUGCAUGUUCUGGUCCAGUUCCCUUGGGUGGGUGUUAUUAUGAAUGCUCUUCCUCAGAAGUUUGUGGAGACAAUGAAUCCUGGCCUGAAGUCCAUCAAUCAUUACAACAGAGAAAUGGCAUCCCAAAUCACGGAUAUCCUCCGAAGCAAAGAAUACGGGACGAUGAAAGAGUCUCAACGCAAAACUGUCUUCAACGCUAUGCUAGAAGGUGGCUUGCCACCUGAAGAGCUGACCCUGCGACGACUCCGCGAGGAAGCCUUUACCGUCAUCGGAGCAGGCUUCGAAACCACGCGAUAUGCUCUGGCCGUCGCCAGCUACCACAUUCUCAGCACUCCGUCAAUAUACAAGCGUCUGCGCGAAGAGUUGAUAACAGCGAUCCCCGAUCCGACCAACUUCCCUCCCCUGAGUGAGCUAGAAAAGCUCCCCUACCUGACGGGAUGUAUCCAAGAAUGUGCGCAUUUUCUCCCUUCCGACUUGCUGCAUACUGGCAUCCGCAUGUCCUACGGCAUCGUGCAACGCUCACCCCGUGUCAGCGACAAAUUCCCCCUCAUCUACAAGACCUGGACCAUCCCGGCAGGCACCAUCAUCAGCAUGGACAACUACUCAGUCUCGCACGACGAAGCGGUCUUUCCGGACUCGUUUACCUUCAGACCCGAGCGCUGGCUCGAUGACCCUGUCGCGCCAGACGGGCGGAAACUCACACGAUACCUCGUCUCGUUUGGUCGUGGCACCCGGUCGUGCCUUGGUAUCAACCUCGCCUACGCGGAAAUGUACAUUUCGCUGGCGAAUGUGUAUCGGAACUUUGAGUUUGAACUCUUCGAGACGGGACGUGAGUCAGUCGAUGUCUAUCGGGAUAUGUUUCUUCCGCAUCCGAAGCCGGGGACUCAGGGGGUGAGGGUGAAGGUGUUGUAGGGUAAUUGUAUAGGAAUAGUAAUGCAGUGAUGGCAGG
Aspergillus eucalypticola CBS 122712 is the source of this 1639-nucleotide messenger RNA. RefSeq names its product cytochrome P450. Gene Ontology annotation, molecular function: oxidoreductase activity, acting on paired donors, with incorporation or reduction of molecular oxygen; monooxygenase activity; heme binding. The transcript has 4 exons. NCBI's taxonomy places the organism in Eukaryota, Fungi, Ascomycota, Eurotiomycetes, Eurotiales, Aspergillaceae. The coding region runs from base 1 to 1602 and encodes 533 amino acids. The record is from RefSeq and is a predicted model, not a curated record.